Malus domestica (apple) is the source of this 660-nucleotide messenger RNA. RefSeq lists its product as uncharacterized. Lineage: Eukaryota; Viridiplantae; Streptophyta; Magnoliopsida; Rosales; Rosaceae. The record is from RefSeq and is a predicted model, not a curated record.
UCACUGUCAUCUUUGUACGGACCCGCAAGCUGGGGCCCACUACGACAUUAUUCUGAAGUGGCAGCCAAUCAACACCUAUCUAUAAAAAUGCCUUCCCGCUGCCGCCAAACCCUCAUCCUUUCCGGCCGCCACCAAAGGUCCAAAACGACGACGACGCCGACAUUUCCUUGGCGACACCAUGAAAAACCCCCACGUACCACCGCCUCACCCUCUCUACAAGCACAAUUCGUGGUCGCCCGACACGAUCCGGGAAGAGACGUGGCAGCGUCGAAAGAGCAUUUCUGGCACGCGCCGCCUUGUUCGUAGCAAAAGCGUUUCCGACGAUGAUUUGGAGGAGCUGAAGGCCUGUAUUGAGCUCGGAUUCGGGUUCGAUUUACCCGACGUCGACCGGAAACUAUCCGAUACUUUACCUGCUUUGGAGUUUUACCACGAUGUAAAUAAGCAGUGCAGUAAGAGCUUGUUAACAGACGGUGGCGAUGCGGAGGAGAUGAAGACGAGAUUGCGGCAGUGGGCCAAGUUGGUCGCUUGCUCGGUUCGGGAAUCAUCGUCUUCUUCCAUCUAAUCUCAAAAACAAUUUUUUGAAUUUCCUAGUGUAUAAAGUGUAAAUUAUAAAUUUAAUUAUUUAUUUCAACAAGUUUUCAGUUUUUUAAUAAAAAGUGA